GUAUAGUACACUGACUAUCGCCACGCGUCCCAUAAUGCUCUACGAGACCGUUGACAACACGUCAAAAAUGGCAGAUUCAACACCGAGCAAAAGUGAUAUUGAGGAAAUUUUCAAAAAAUUGCGAGCCAUUCCAACAAAUAAGACAUGCUUCGAUUGCAAUGCAAAAAAUCCAGCAUGGGCCAGUGUGACAUAUGGUAUUUUCCUUUGUAUCGACUGCUCUGCAGUCCAUCGAGGACUGGGUGUUCAUUUAACAUUUGUGCGAUCCACUCAACUUGAUACAAAUUGGACAUGGACACAACUAAGAAAUAUGCAGCUUGGCGGAAAUGCAAAUGCUAGAAAAUUUUUUGCACAACACAAUUGUACAACAACUGAUGCACAGCAGAAGUACAAUUCACGUGCUGCCAUGCAGUAUAGAGAAAAGUUGGCACAAGCAUCUACCCAAGCAAUGCGACAUUAUGGAACUAAGGUUUUUCUUCCUUCUCCAAAAAAUAAAAUAAUGUUGCAUUUAGAUGAAAAUCCAGCUUCAAUGUUAGAGGAACAUAAUGAAAUUGACUUCUUUAAAGAGCACGAAAAUUUUGAUUUAAAUUCAAAUGAGUCUUCAACGUUUAUAGAAGAAAAUUCAGUGUCUGUUACUAAUUCUGUGUCAGCGAACGAUAAUAUAGAAAAAGAUAAUCAAAAAGUUGUACCAGAAAUAGGAUCAAAUUCCUUGGGACCCACAGUUAAAUUAUCUGACUCUACAUCAAGUUCAAUACCAGAAAGGAAGUCAACUAUAGGAGUUAGAAAAGCUCAGAUAAAAAAACCUGGUUUAGGAAAGAAAACUGGAGGGUUGGGUGCUCAGAGAGUAAAAACAAAUUUCGAUGAGUUAGAAAAAAGUGUGGCUGAAGCUAGUAAAGAAUCACAAGUAAAGGAUCAGCAGGAAACUACAAAUAAAGAAGAACAAGAAGAAAUUUCCACUCGUCUUGCUUAUCAAUAUGAACAGAAUUUGAAUGAACAUGCUAAAAAAGUAGAGGAAAGAGCAAAACAUUUAGAUCCAACCAAAGCAACACAAGCAGAGCGUCUUGGUAUGGGAUUCAACACACGAAGUGGUGCCAGCCAUUCUGCACUUGCUGAUAUGCAGACAAUAACACAGGAGUCGUCGUCGAAGACUGUAACCACUUCCGAGUCGCGAACUCUUGAUGUGGAACGAAGUCUUUUCAUUAGUUUAGAUGAAUUUUACGAGGCCUUAUCAGUCCCAUAUAUUAGCAAUAAUAGUAAAAAAUCUCGAAGCGAAGAAGUUGUUGUAAUAGCAGAACCAGAACCACCGAAACGAGUAGGUCCUUCAAACCGACCAAAUAGUAUUAAAAACGAUAAUAAAACAACAACUCCGGAAUCGGAAGCGCAAAGAAAAUUCGGUAGUGCCAAGGCUAUUAGUUCGGAUCAAUAUUUCCAAGACAGCAAAGAUGAUGGUUCUUGGGAACGUAAAGCUAAUUUACGUCGUUUCGAAGGCUCAUCUAGCAUUUCAUCGGCUGAUUAUUUUGGCACAGGAAGUUCUACAUCAACAUCUCCUACGUCUUCUUUGUCAAUGCGUUUCAGCGAUGGAAGAUCCGGGGUUGUGGACUUUGAUGAUGUAAGAGAAAGUGUACGUCAAGGAGUGAACAAGGUCGCGGAUAAAAUAAGCUCUCUAGCUAAUGCGGCUGUUUCUUCACUACAGGAUCGCUGUGGAAUUUGAAUAACAACCUACUACAUUUUACUAAUAUUGUUAUUAAACUUAUAUUUGGACAUUUCUGGUCCACUGUUCGAAAUUGUAAAUAAAAGCUUAUAAUUCAGCUUA
Nomia melanderi (Alkali bee) is the source of this 1810-nucleotide messenger RNA. It is a transcript of the gene ArfGAP3, whose product is annotated as ADP-ribosylation factor GTPase activating protein 3. Lineage: Eukaryota; Metazoa; Arthropoda; Insecta; Hymenoptera; Halictidae. Gene Ontology annotation, biological process: COPI coating of Golgi vesicle. The record is from RefSeq and is a predicted model, not a curated record. Gene Ontology annotation, molecular function: GTPase activator activity.